AUGGAGCCCAAGGCGACCAACUUACUGCCGGCCCAGGAGGCUUCUAAAAUCUACCACACCAACUAUGUGAGGAACUCCCGAGCCAUCGGCGUCAUGUGGGCCAUCUUCACCAUCUGCUUCUCCAUCAUCAUCAUGGUGGUGUUCAUCCAGCCCUUUUGGAUCGGCGACAGUGUGAACACGCCACAGGCGGGUUACUUUGGCCUCUUCCACUACUGCAUCGGCAACGCUCUGACCUCGGAGCUCAUCUGCAAAGGAUCCGUGUUCGCAUUCGGCACCAUUCCCUCCGCAGCCUUCCGGACCGCCAUGUUCUUCAUAGGAACCUCCAUGCUGCUGAUUGUCGGGACCAUCGUGUGCUUCAGUCUGUUCUUCUUCUGCAACGCUGGGAACGUCUACAAGAUAUGUGCCUGGAUGCAGCUCGCCUCGGCGGGGUUGAUGGUGGGGGGCUGCCUGAUCUACCCGGACGGCUGGGACGCUCCGGAGGUGAAGAGGAUGUGCGGCCUGAUGACGGACAAGUACACGCUGGGGAACUGCACCGUGCGCUGGGCCUACAUCCUGGCCAUCAUCAGCAUCCUGGACGCCCUGAUGCUGUCCCUCCUGGCCUUCACCCUGGGGAACCGGCAGGACAAGCUGGUGUCCGAAAACGCUGGGGAGGCGGAGGGCCAAGGUGAGGCAGAACAGGGAGUCUAG
This is a messenger RNA of Gadus chalcogrammus (walleye pollock), 687 nucleotides long. It is a transcript of the gene lhfpl5b, whose product is annotated as LHFPL tetraspan subfamily member 5b. Gene Ontology annotation, biological process: detection of mechanical stimulus involved in sensory perception; sensory perception of sound. The transcript has 2 exons. NCBI's taxonomy places the organism in Eukaryota, Metazoa, Chordata, Actinopteri, Gadiformes, Gadidae. The record is from RefSeq and is a predicted model, not a curated record. Bases 1 to 687 code for a protein of 228 amino acids. Gene Ontology annotation, cellular component: plasma membrane.